Hyphopichia burtonii NRRL Y-1933 is the source of this 3485-nucleotide messenger RNA. It is a transcript of the gene TFP1, whose product is annotated as H(+)-transporting V1 sector ATPase subunit A. Gene Ontology annotation, molecular function: endonuclease activity; DNA binding; ATP binding. Lineage: Eukaryota; Fungi; Ascomycota; Pichiomycetes; Serinales; Debaryomycetaceae. The transcript has 2 exons. Gene Ontology annotation, cellular component: fungal-type vacuole membrane. The coding region runs from base 21 to 3323 and encodes 1100 amino acids. The record is from RefSeq and is a predicted model, not a curated record. Gene Ontology annotation, biological process: proton transmembrane transport; ATP metabolic process; protein splicing.
CAAUUUAAAAAAGAAGGAAAAUGGCUGGUGCUUUAGAGAACGCCCGUAAAGAAAUCAAGCGUCUUUCUUUAGAUGCUGAAGAAUCCCAAUAUGGUCAAAUCUUUUCAGUUUCAGGUCCGGUUGUGGUCGCUGAAAAUAUGAUUGGUAGUGCUAUGUACGAGUUAGUCAAGGUUGGUCAUGACACCUUGGUUGGUGAAAUCAUUCGUAUUAACGGUGAUAAGGCUACCAUUCAAGUUUAUGAAGAAACCGCCGGGGUUACUGUUGGUGAUCCAGUUUUAAGAACUGGUAAACCAUUAUCAGUUGAAUUAGGUCCUGGUUUAAUGGAAACCAUUUAUGAUGGUAUUCAAAGACCUUUGAAAUCCAUUAAAGAUUUAUCCCAAUCCAUUUAUAUUCCAAGAGGUAUCGAUGCCCCUGCUUUAUCUAGAGAUGUUCAUUAUGAUUUCACUCCAGGUAAAUUAAAAGUUGGUGAUCAUAUCACUGGUGGUGAUAUCUUUGGUUCUGUUUUUGAAAAUUCUUUAUUAGAUGAUCAUAAAAUCUUACUACCCCCAAGAGCUAGAGGUACCAUUACCUCCAUUGCUGAUUCUGGUUCUUAUAACGUUGAAGAACCUGUUUUAGAGCUUGAAUUUGAUGGUAAAAAACAAAAAUACUCCAUGAUGCAUACUUGGCCAGUUAGAGUUCCAAGACCAGUUGCUGAAAAACUUGCCGCUGAUUAUCCUUUAUUAACUGGUCAAAGAGUCUUGGACGCUUUAUUUCCUUGUGUUCAAGGUGGUACCACUUGUAUUCCUGGUGCUUUUGGUUGUGGUAAGACUGUUAUUUCUCAAUCUUUAUCUAAAUUCUCUAACUCUGAUACCAUUAUCUAUGUUGGUUGUUUCGCAAAGGGUACCAAGGUCUUGAUGGCUGAUGGUACCGAUAAGGUCAUUGAAAACAUUACUGUUGGUGAAAAUGUUAUGGGUAAAGAUGGUAACGCUAGGGAAGUUGUUGCUCUUCCAAGAGGUACUGAAACUAUGUACGAAGUUAAACAAGAAACCCAACAUAAACAUGAAGACCACGCUUCUGUUGGCUACACAUGUAACGCUAAGCAUAUUUUAGUGUUGAAAACUAAACAGCACGUAAAAAUGACAGAUGACAUUGUGGGAGGUAAGGCUCAAACUUCAGUAGUUUACUUUGCAAUGGAAACUGUGAUUACUGAAGAUAAGCGUGAGUUUAGAUUGGUGAAAGAAAAAACCCGUUCCUUUCAACACAGUACUUGGGGUGGCAAGGAAAACGCGCACGCAGAAGCUGAGAAGUUCAUGUCUACAAUUCCUCGUGAUGACAUUGACUGGACUCUUGAAGUUCGUGACUUAGAAAGACUUAACGUGCAUGCACGUAAGGCAACUCAACAACUUAUUUCCCCUGUGUUACAUGAAAAUGAUAUAUUUGCUGAAAACAUGAAGGCCAUCGGUGCAGACGCUUCUGUCCGUGACCAGCUUUCUUAUUUGCUCGGUCUUUGGGUCGGUGAUGGUUAUUCUGACCGUUCUAGCUUCUCAAUUGAUCCUGCUGAUGUGGACCUUAUUGAACGUAUUAGUCAAUAUGCAUCCGAUUUAGACUUAGUAAGCGAUGCUGAUCCAUAUAAGCGUGCACGUAAUGAGGUUGUUGAAGAAGCCAAUGUUGAAGAUCCUGAAUUUGCAGACCAAGAAGAUAGAGCUGAAGCUUCCGCCUCUUUUGAUGACGAAGAAGUUACUCUCGUUGGUGAAGACAUCUCGCAAGAGAAAACCCACAAAGGUGGUGAUAUUACUGUAAAUGUUCGCGCUCCAGUAACUCGUGGAAACACUGGAAAUGCUCUUUGGGAAGCAGUAAAGACCUUUGGUGUUAAGGGUGAAAAGUGUAAAGCUGUACCAUACUCUUUAGCCUCAGCUCCUUUCACUGUUCGUGAAAAUUUCCUUGCCGGUAUUAUUGACUCCGAUGGCCAUGUCAAGCGUGAUGAUGUUUCUGCUACCGUAAAAACCAUUUAUCCAGAAGUUAGGGAUGGAUUGACCAGACUUGCUCGUUCUCUUGGUAUCCGUGUAUCAGUGAAUAAAGAGAUAGCUUCGGUAUAUAAGGGUGUUUCACACGAAGAAAGCUAUGCAGUUUAUAUGUCUGGUGGUGAUGUUUUGAAAUCUGUACUCAGCAAAUGUUCUCUCGACCGCAAAAGAUUUGAAGCUCCCGCCACUUUUACUCGCUCCGCCCAAGCUUUCAACUUUACUGUCAAAGAACUUCCAAGAGCUGACUAUUAUGGUAUCUCUCUUCCAAGUGAGUCUGACCAUCAAUUCUUGUUGUCUAACUUGGCUCUUGUUCAUAAUUGUGGUGAAAGAGGUAAUGAAAUGGCGGAAGUUUUAAUGGAAUUCCCAGAAUUACAUACUGAAAUUUCUGGUAGAAAAGAACCAAUUAUGAAACGUACUACUUUAGUUGCCAACACCUCUAAUAUGCCUGUCGCUGCUAGAGAAGCCUCAAUUUAUACUGGUAUUACUAUUGCUGAAUAUUUCAGAGAUCAAGGUAAGAAUGUUUCUAUGAUUGCUGAUUCAUCCUCUCGUUGGGCCGAAGCUUUAAGAGAACUUUCUGGUAGAUUGGGUGAAAUGCCUGCUGAUCAAGGUUUCCCAGCAUACUUGGGUGCCAAAUUGGCUUCUUUCUAUGAACGUGCCGGUAAAGCUGUUGCUUUAGGUUCUCCAGACAGACUUGGUUCGGUUUCCAUUGUUGCUGCUGUUUCUCCAGCUGGUGGUGAUUUCUCAGAUCCUGUUACUACCUCCACCUUAGGUAUUACUCAAGUUUUCUGGGGUUUGGAUAAAAAAUUGGCCCAAAGAAAGCAUUUCCCAUCUAUUAACACUAGUGUUUCCUAUUCUAAAUAUACCAAUGUUUUAGAUAAGUAUUACGAUGCCAACUACCCUGAAUUCCCAGCUUUAAGAACUAAGAUUAGAGAGAUUUUAUCUAAUGCUGAAGAAUUAGAACAAGUUGUUCAAUUAGUUGGUAAAUCAGCCUUAUCUGACGCCGAUAAGAUUACUUUAGAUGUUGCAAACUUGAUUAAAGAAGAUUUCUUACAACAAAAUGGUUACUCUACCUACGAUCAAUUCUGUCCAAUUUGGAAAACUUUUGAUAUGAUGAGAUCUUUCAUUUCUUAUUAUGAUGAAGCUCAAAAAGCCGUUGCUAAUGGUGCUCAAUGGUCUAAGUUAUCUGAAGCUACCUCUGAUGUUAAGCAUUCCGUUUCAUCAAGUAAAUUUUUCGAGCCAUCAAGAGGUGAAGAUGAAGCUAAGAAAGAGUUUGGUGAUUUAUUGACCAGCAUUUCUGAAAGAUUUGCCGAAGCUUCUGAGUAAGCAAAUUAGAACACUGUCUUGUUUUUCUUAUUUACUUCGUACGUCACUAUUCAAGUUGCCUUUUAUAUUAGUUUCAAGUUUCCCUUCUGACCUUUUUGUUUAAUUCUUUUCCACUUUAUACAAUUGCUUUUGAAUUCAUCAUUUCAAGAGUUUUGAAAAAUG